UGUUUGGGUCCUUUCAAUCGCACGAGGACGUCCUUAUGCUUCUGUGUCCAUGGUCAGUUUAGAUUUUUACUGUAUAGUGUUAUUUAAAAACUUCUUUCAGAAUGGACCUCGAUAAAAACCCAACUUCAGAAGCUAGCGCAGUCACGGAGAGUAAAGAUGACACAGAUUCCUUCACAAAGGUAAAGUCUAAAAAGAGUCAGAAGCGGAAACGUGAUCAACAAGGAGCGGACAUGGACACAGAGGAGCCCGUGGCGAAUAAACGGCCGCAGUUUCCACCUAUUUCCGGCGACAAAUUACGGGGACCAGAUGAGAUGCGCAAAAUUCCUGUUCCGGCUCACAGAUACACCCCCCUGAAAGAAAACUGGCUGAAGAUUUUCACUCCCAUUGUGGAAAAUCUUCAUCUCCAAGUCAGAUUCAAUCUGAAAACCAGGAAUGUUGAAAUCAAAACAUGCAAAGAAACAGAGGACAUCAGCUCACUCACAAAGGCAUCAGAUUUUGUUAAAGCAUUUGUUCUUGGGUUCCAGGUUGAAGACGCCCUGGCUCUCAUCAGAUUAGACGAGCUUUUCCUUGAAAGCUUCGAUGUCACAGAUGUGAAACCUCUGAAGGGAGACCACUUGUCCAGAGCUGUUGGAAGAAUAGCAGGAACAGGAGGAAAAACUAAAUUCACUAUUGAAAAUGUGACAAAGACUCGUAUUGUACUUGCAGACACAAAAGUCCACAUAUUAGGUUCUUUCCAGAAUAUCAAGAUGGCCCGGACAGCAAUUUGUAACUUAAUCUUAGGAAGUCCACCUUCAAAGGUCUAUGGCAACAUCAGAGUGGUGGCUAGCAGGACCGCAGAGAGAUUCUGAUCAGUUCCUCCAUAGAGCCAGGGACAAGUUGGUUGUUGGACAAUGUGUUUUCUACAGUGGCCUUACGUUUUCAGUGGUUACAUGGAAGUUUUGAUCAGCUGGGCUCAGAUGUGAGGAAUAAAAUGAUGAUGCACACAUUAACGGAAUGUGGGUAUUUAAGAGUUCUAUAAAUAAAUAUAAAAAAAAAUCUUUAUUCAGUUUGGAUGAAGAUUUGAUGAAUACUAAAUUCUGACUGUUUCCUUUAUUUGUAUAAUUAACGUUUGACAGUGAAAGUUAGCAGCAUAGGUGCAAAAUAUAGUACUCUGCAGGAGUCUGGAGCCAACCCGGCAGGGAUUUAUUAAAACUUGUGCAAACAUAUAAAAAUAUUUUUCCCCAAAGUGAUUUUUAUUUUAUCCCCGUUCCGUUGAGGUUCGGGCCCUGGGAAGGAUUCAUGGCUCCAUCAGACCUGCUGGCACCAAUUUUCACUCCCGUCAUUUUCUCAUUUCCCUUCAUUAAAAAUGGUCUCCUGACAGUCAGUUUCAUAGAAACUAUUUAUGAUGAGGCCUCAGUGAACAGUAGAUGGGUCCACCUUUCAGGUUCUGACAGAUUUUUCUUUCCCCCCCAACAUUUAUUUUACCACUAUACAUGUGCAACUCUUUGGGCCACAGAGUCUCAUUUCCAACCUGUCCACAAAUACAAGUAGUUAUAAACAUACAAUAUAUUCAUGUAAUUUUACUAUUACACUUCACUUUCAGAUGUUAAUCUGCUGUAGAUGGUUUCAGGCCUUCCAUUUGUCUGUGGCAUAAAUAUUUUGUGCCCGUCUGUUAUCUUUGGUUUUUCCCAUAGAUAAAAUUAAACUGGAGCAAAUUGUGUGAACAGAUUUUUAGGUGAAAUGUGCUUUAUAAAAAGAAAGGAAAGAGACUUUAUACUUUCAACAUUUCAAAGUUUAUUUAAAUUUUAUUUCAUUUUCAUACAGUAUCAAGUUUCCAACAGUCCCACAGCAUAAGAUGCAGCAUGCAGAAAAAGGAAAAAAAAAGGUUCUCAAACUUAAAACUUUUCAGAUUUCCCCACACAAACUAAAAAGAACCCAAGUCCCUCAGAGAAAAAGUAGCACAAACUAAAGCGCGGUCUGAACUAUACAGAGAACAGAGAGCCAAAACUGCAUUUAACAAAUACUUAUAUACAAAAGAAAGAAAGAAAAAAAAAACAUCAAAUUUCCCCUUUAAGCUGAGUACAGUGUGUGGCAGUUUGAGACAGGAUCAGAUAUGCAACUUUUACUGGAAUCGAAGCAUCUCGCUGACCCGGGUAAAAUACAAAAAGUUACAUGUAGUUCAGUUCAUUUGGAUUACCUCUCAUAAUAUGUGUACAUUUACCAAAGUUUGGCAACAUCCAUAUUGUAUACCGUUAAAUUCUUAAAUAUAUUAACAUCACCAUCCAUGUGUAAACAAGAGGAUUAUUUCAAAAUUGAUCUACAUGCACAACAAAAAAAUAUACUUCCAUGUCAUGCAAGCACAGGGAGGCCCAAGCCGUGCAGAGCUUUGGGAUGGGGGGGACAAUAGAGCACUCCAGAUCUGACUGAAAACUUCUGUUCAAACCAGCAGUCGGCCUCCAAAGCAAAG
This is a messenger RNA of Melanotaenia boesemani (Boeseman's rainbowfish), 2446 nucleotides long. RefSeq names its product partner of NOB1 homolog (gene pno1). The transcript is spliced from 7 exons. Gene Ontology annotation, molecular function: RNA binding. Gene Ontology annotation, cellular component: nucleolus. Bases 102 to 848 code for a protein of 248 amino acids. The record is from RefSeq and is a predicted model, not a curated record. Lineage: Eukaryota; Metazoa; Chordata; Actinopteri; Atheriniformes; Melanotaeniidae.